AUCGUGUUCGCUACCGAUCUGCAAGUUUCCUAUCCUACAAACAGCAGCGCACAGCCCGGCAGCAGCAGCACCAGGCAGGAGAAGGCGUUGAAAAAGGGAAUUCAGAAUCUGCGGCAGCCAGCUUGAACCUAAUAGCCAGUCUGGCUGGAUCGAACGAAGAGUGCACGACCCUUCCGCGAUACGCGUUGUACGAUACACUUUUCUUCCGUGCAUUUUUCUCAAGCCGACACAUUCUCUGAAGCGUAUCGCAUGCAUAUUGGAACGGACAGCGUUCACUGUUCUGGACGGAACGGGGAGUAGAUUGAACGAUUGGUGAUAAAACUGAUAAGGUGAAAGUGUAACUACGGCAGUGGCAGACGUCGCGAUUCAAAAAAGUGAUGAAGUAGGAGAGUGCAACGCAAAUGUGAAGCUCUUUAAAUUGGUCGUGAUUUUACUUCAAGUUGCCAUUGCCAAGCUGAUUGGUGUGAUUCAUUCGCACGGUGGUACCUUGUAUGCUAUACGCGACCGUUGGUUUACUGCGAUUCCGUACAGCGACCAGAAAGAGAAGAAACCAUAUCACGGGGUAGGGGAGUUGGGAGUUAGGUGGACAUUCUUUUUGAAAACUCGUUCCCGUUAGAAUCGCUAAGCAGCUGAUUGGUAUUCUACUAUCGGAAAAUUGUUGUGGUCAACAGUACUGAUAUGACGCAAAUUAAAACGAACCCCCGACUCCCUCAUUCAGACAAAGAUAGUUGUUGAUCUUUUGCCGUUUAUGGCGUAAGCAAAAGAACCAACCGUAGUCAGCCAGUCAGUCAGUCAGUGGCGAUGAAUGGUUAGUAGGUACAUAGUUUCGUCAUCUCGUUUGAUUAGUAAGAACGUUAGAACUAGUCGAGGACGGUGCGGAUUCUAAUUGGUUACGUCGUUCCUAUAGGGAGCUCUCAGUGCCCUCGCGAAGUACGCAUGAGUACGAGUUUGGAUCGUUAUCUGAGCGGGUUAAGGUUAACAGGUGUUGUGCAUUUGGCGCGUAAUUUGUUGAUAAGGAUAGCGUUAUACAAACGCAGACUCUAAUAAGGAAGUUCAUUGCUACCACAGUUAGUGAGAUCUACUGCAAACGGUGUGCAGCAUUACGCUACGUGAUCAAUUUUUGUAUUAUCACCGACUGAUGGGAGUGUGUACAGCCGACCGAUGCUAAUUUGCGGGUUUGUAGCCUUGUGUUAAUUGAACGGUUUUGUUUUGCUUGUGAAAGCUACCGCCGAUGACAGCGACGCAGUCCAAUGCAGAUGAAGAGUGAAAUCAACUUGAAGGCCGAUAUUAUGAAAUUUCAUAACUACAGCAGCCCACCAGAGAAAGGGAAGAUACGAACUAUCAGCGCAUCAUCAAACCAAGGCUCACCACAGCAGCAGCAGUUAGAUUCAGCAGCGCAGCAGACGCAACAGCAUCAGCAGUCAGCAGUACAACAACAGCCACAACAGAAACUUCAACAGGUGUCACCGGCUCAGCACCAUCAACAACAGCGCCAGCAAAAGCAAGUAGUCAGUCUGAAAACCAAAAUUACUGCCCAGCAGCUGCUACAGCUGCAGCAGCAGCAGCGGCAACCGCUGGCAAAACGGGCCCGAUUCGAGUCCGUUCCCACCGAACAGGAACAGGACGACGAGGAGGACCAGGAGAUUGACACAUCGGCCACCGAGUCCGAAACGGAAAUGGACCAAACGGCGGGGGACGAGAAAAUGGUGAUCGUAUCCCAUCCUAGCCAACGGUUAGACGCCAGUGCACUGAAGGUCAAAGGAGCGACGACGGUACUGGUAGCGGAGGAAUCCGACUCGGAAGACAGGCAGGAUCGGAAAAGUUUCAAACGCAAAAUGGUCAGCAAGCCGAACAACACAAACACAUCCACGAAGGUAAAGCUUCAGAUGGUGCACGAGUUUCCCACACUGUUUCUGGGACUGAGGCGCAACCGAAUUUUCCUGGUGAAUUCGUUAGCGCAGAGCUUUGAGCUCAACCAGCGUGAUAUCAUUCUGACGCUGCGGAAAAUCAAACUGAAUGAGCACAACGCCCGACUGGCUAGUGUUUUCGGACUGACCGACGGAGAGGUGGAAAUCUUGUUCCGUACAAGUGUGCCUAAAAUAGCGGAUUGUUUGCGAAAUUUUAUCGUCUGGCCGGACGAUAUCACAAUGAAGCUGAACGUUCCCAUCAACCUGCGGCAGCAUUUUAACAAAAUUCAUCUUAUCCUGAACUAUCUGGUGAUCAAAGUACGACAGAAUGCCGUCAAAUAUCUUUCUCAAGCGCAGAUGGAGUCUUCGUACUGCGAGCUGGACCAAUGCCACAAAUUGAAAUACCUAAUCGCGUCCACGCUGGACGGUUGCGUGUGCUUUGUCUCGCGAGGCUUCGGCAUCCAGACGGACGACGAGGCAGUAUUGGCACAGUCCGGUUUUCUGACCAAGUUCAAAACCAACACGAAUCUGAUAGCCGGUAAAAAUUUCCACAAUUUCGAAGAUCGCCUCACCAAUGGAAAUGAUCACGAUCACGAAAACAACAACGGGGGCGGUACGGCGGCAGGAGCAGGACGAGUCGGUUCGCAUGGUAGAUCCGAUGGAUCCGGUGCUGGUACCGGAGACGACUCCGACCUGGAACGGACGCUGACGACGAGUAACGAGGACGAUAACUUCGAAGAAAUAGUGUCGGAGAAAAUCAGCAAAAGUAGAACGUUCAAGCUGAAAAAUUACAUCGAGAGCGUGCUGGAGAGCUUUCAGGGUCACAUGAUUCUGUCGCCGACGGCGUGUGUGGACGGUGAGACACUGGAGCUGCUGGACGACGUCGUGGUGAUUGUCGGGGCGCUCAUAAACCUGCAGAAGCAGGAGGUGGAGUAGAGGUGUAAGUUUACAAAAUGAAACCCCUUUGUUAGUAGGAUUCAUAUCGAUAAGAAGUUAGGUCGAUAAUAGCACCCGCUGUAGAGCUCAGUUUCUUUUCUUUCUGCUUGGAAUUUCUAUUACUAUUUUUUAAUUUGUUGACGAUUUUCGUUUUUUUUUUUUGAAACUGGCCAGGAGACUGGAUCCCCCGAUGCAGGGGGAGAUGAAGAAUGCAACAGUCACCGGCACUGUGUAGACACACAAGAAGAUGCGUUAGCUCGUAUUGUAGAUAAUUUAUUAUUGGUAUAACACCUAUACUAAACUAUUAAUAUAACUAAAAAAUAAAGUUUAUCGAUGAAAUAUAAUGCAAUCAAUUUUAGACAGAAAACAGAAGAAAAAAAUUACAUUGUAGACAAUUUGAUUUAGACUGUCGAAUAGGACUAAGGCGGGCGUGAGCCGCAAAUGAUAACCUGAUAAACGGUCGCAGUCGAAAAAUUACACUAAGUGGCUAAUGGUUCAACGUUGCAGAGAGAAGGUUUGGGGUCACAUUAUGCAACCAAAUAGAAACAACUUUUUCGUACAAGCUUA
Molecule: messenger RNA, 3410 nt
Organism: Topomyia yanbarensis
Lineage: Eukaryota; Metazoa; Arthropoda; Insecta; Diptera; Culicidae
Exons: 3
Coding region: 1251-2843 (530 amino acids)
Source: RefSeq, a predicted model, not a curated record